This is a messenger RNA of Pseudoliparis swirei, 3162 nucleotides long. RefSeq names its product actin filament associated protein 1-like 1b (gene afap1l1b). Gene Ontology annotation, molecular function: SH3 domain binding. Bases 131 to 2461 code for a protein of 776 amino acids. The transcript is spliced from 19 exons. Lineage: Eukaryota; Metazoa; Chordata; Actinopteri; Perciformes; Liparidae. The record is from RefSeq and is a predicted model, not a curated record. Gene Ontology annotation, cellular component: cytosol.
CACUUGGCCGCACGGAGGCUGGCGGAUCUCCGUUGUGGCGACCACGUCUCACAUGGUGACAACCGUAACUUAUAAAUGAGAAUACUGAAGGAUUACUCCCGGAAAUAAUCACACCGAGUGUACAAGCGACAUGGACUCCAAACGCCAAAGUGUUGUGACGGAGCGACUCGUGAACGAGCUGAGCUCUCUGCUGAAGAUGCUGGACCACGAGACGGUCAGUCCCGCCACAGCCGACAAGAUGGCCUCCGUCCGAAACAUCCUGGACUCGAUGCAGCUGUCGGUCAAUGGAUCAGACGUCUACAUGAACAGCUGUCUCUAUGGCAACGGCACCAGUUUUGUAGAGUCGCUGUUUGAGGAUUUUGACUGUGAUUUGCACAUGCUCAGUGCAUCUCCAGUGGAGCAGAACGAGCAGAAAGAAGUAGAAGAAGAAGAAGAAGAGAAAGAAGAAGAAGAAGAAGAAGAGGAGAAGACUCAUCUCAAUAAAUCUACACCGACUGACACGCCCCCUCCUCUGCCAACCACCCCCCUCCCCGAUGAAUACUAUGAAGAGGCUGUUCCUCUAGAUCCUGGAUCCACCCCCCAGUACUUUACCACCAACAUGACCACUUCCAGGAACUCUGUGGAGGACGCCUACUAUGAAGACGCAGACGAUAACUACCCCAUCACAAGGAUUAACGGGCGGCCCAAAAGCUCCUACAAUGACUCUGAUGCUCUGAGCAGCUCGUAUGAAUCUUACGAAGAGGAAGAGGAAGAGGAGGCCAAAGGGCGAGAACAAUCUCAGGGAUGGACAGCUGAGGAGAGUCCCGAUGGCCCCGUUAAAGACUGCCACAUCUGUGCCUUUCUCCUGCGGAAGAAACGCUUCGGCCAAUGGGCGAAGCAGUUAGUCGUUGUCAGAGACAAUAAACUGCAGUGCUAUAAGAGCAUCAAAGAGAGCACUCCCUACACGGAGCUCCCGCUGAAUCUGUGCAACGUCAUAUACGUCCCGAAGGAAGGCCGGAAAAAGAGACACGAACUGCGCUUCUCGUUGCCGGGAGGCGAAGUUCUGGUCCUGGCGGUUCAGAGUAAAGAGCAGGCCCAGCGGUGGCUCAAGGUGGUGCAAGAUGUCGGAAGCCAAUGUAACAACACUGAAGGAUCCACCUCCCCCAUCAUACAGAGGAAGUUGGAGCUUGACAAGGUGCUGCAGUGUGAGCGGCAGGCUUCAGAUUCAGACAGCGGGCCGACAGCAGAAAACCAGUCGGCUGCACUGGGACCAGGACGGGACACCAGUGACUCCCUGAACAGGGGGAAGCGCGGAGCCUUCUCCGAGCUGACGGGGUCGAUGAGCAGAGCGGCCGGGAAGAAGAUCAACCGGAUUAUCACGUUCUCCAAACGGAAACCGCCGUUGCCAGGAGAGCCUCCCUCGUCUUCCGGUCACCAUGACAACCCACGCUGUGGCUUCCUCAGUGUGUGUGUGAGCGGCUCAUGGAAGGAGCGCUGGUGUGUCGUGCGAGGAGGAAGCUUGUACCUCCACAAGGAGCCCGGGGACCGGCGGCCCGCGGUCGCCGUGGUACCGCUCCACGGCGCGGAGGUGGCAACGGGCGGCCUGGGCCCCAAACACCCCUUUUCCUUCUGCAUCCUGCAGGCCGGCAGCGAACUGGCAUCUCUAGAGGCCGGCUGCUCGGAGGACCUCGGCCGCUGGCUGGGCGUGUUGUUUGCCGAGACGGGCAGCACCGCUCUGCCCGAAGAGCUGCAUUACGACUACAUCGACGUGGACACGCUCACCGACAUCCGGCACGCUGCGAGGAACUCCUUCCUGUGGGCCACGACCACGGCGACGUCCUCCAGCAUCGCUUCCACAGACUUCGGAACGUAUGAUGAGGUCUAUGAAAGUGUCGCGGAAGGGGAUGUUGAGAGCACAUCUGGACAGGUGAGACGUCACGCCUCCUUCUCCAGCAGGGACUCUGAAAAGACUGAACAACAGGCAGCCGUCAAGAGACACGCGUCAAAUGUGAAUCAGUAUGGACGGUAUGGCAAGACGCGAGCAGAGGAGGACGCCAGGCGCUACCUGACUCAGCAAGAGGAACUGGAGAAGCAAAAGGAGGAGCUCAGACACGCACUGGUUUCCCUUCGCAGGGAGAAGAAGGAGGUGAAGGAGGUGACAGGUCAUGGUGUGGAACAGCGGUUAGCCAAGCUGGAGACGCUGUGUAAACAGAAAGAGGAGGAGAGGGUGGAACUGGAGCUCAGACUCACAGAGGUCAAAGAAAACCUGAAGAAAUCAUUGGCUCGAGGAGCCCUGGCUCCGCCCACUGACACCAAGAUCUACGUCAAGCCACAGGGCAGAAAGGUGGAGAAGGUCUACAACGAGACUGGGCCCGUCCACUCAGCAACUGAGCUUCGUAAACGCUCACCGCCUCUUUACGCCUCCUCCAAGGGGAACGUCAUGCAGAAGGCAAAGGAGUGGGAGUCGAAGAAGGGCACCUAGACUGAACAGAAACGGAUCUCCAGAUGGAUUCAUGGAGGAAUGAAGCCGAGCUGUGAGGGGAGGAUGUGUUAAAAGAAGAAACUGGCACUGGGAAGAAGAGGAAAGAGAUGAGGAAGAAGAAGCAGAGGUAAAAGAGGAAGAGGACAGACUCUGACACAAUCUUCCCUCCUCUUACCGAUCAAGAAAAGGAGGAGCCUAAGCAAGUCGAGCAGCACGGUGCCGUCUCAGCCGCUGUAAAUAUGACAGGCGUCACUGAUGUAUUAAUGUGGAUCACCAUGAACAGCAGAGUUUACAUGUGUGUUUACAUCGGGCGGCACGACGUCAACAUGUGAUGUCAUAGAAAUGCAUCGCAGAGCGAGUGUGGUUCACACACUGAGUUCAGAGUUACAGGCAAGACGUCCACAGAUUUAUUCCUUUUAACAGGAUACUUGUCAAUGUAAAAUAAAAUAAGUAAAGAAAUUAUUAUUAUUAUUAUUAUAAAGUUAUCUUUAUUAAUAACAGAAGUUUCCCACAUGUUGGUGUAUUUAAGCCAUAAGGAAAGCAUAUUGAGUAUGACACUGUUCCUGAGUCGAUGUUUAUUACUGCAAUGUGAAACGUUUGUUUGUGAACGUUUCUUUGUGUAAUCUCUUUGCCUUUUGCACUUUAUCUUGUUGUAUUUUGUGACUUCGAAUUCCUGUAAAUAAACGCUUUGAGCGAACACA